Molecule: messenger RNA, 889 nt
Organism: Cutaneotrichosporon oleaginosum
Lineage: Eukaryota; Fungi; Basidiomycota; Tremellomycetes; Trichosporonales; Trichosporonaceae
Source: RefSeq, a predicted model, not a curated record
CAUCGCAUCCCGCGACUGAUCUCAUCUCCUCCUCCUCGUGACAUUUCCAUCCAUAGCCCACUCCAUUCAACUACUCAUUACCAAAACAACCUCCUCUGCGAGCACUCCUACGCGACCUCGGAGUUUGACUCUCGACCUCAUCACCACCUCCGUCGCCUUCCCGCCUCAGCGCCUCCUCCCUCCUCUUCGUCCAUAUCCUCCCCCCUCACACUUCCCGCCAUGAACCGCAAAUACGACACGUUUGUCCCCUCAGCCCUCCCCUCCGCCUCCCUCGGCCGCCGCCGCCCACCAAUCGGCGAGCGCACCUUCGGGCACGAGGAGGGCGACGACCUCGACAAAGCGUACCACGAAUGGAACGUCCGCAUCGACAAGGAGGUCAAGGCUGUCGUCGACGGUCUGGGGGACCUGGUGCGCCUCGCCGAUCUCGGCACCCCCGCGCAGGGAGCACACACGCUCACAGCACUCCAUCUCAAGCUGAAGACAGCCUCGCUUAUCCGCGCCUCGCAGCAGCUGCGGGAUACGGCGCACGAGCUCAGCCUCGCGCUCGCGCUCGGCGACGACGUGGGCGCCGCGGUGCGGCGCGACGAAGAGGUGGGCGCGCUGCGCGCCGAGGUCGAGCGGCUGCGCGGGGAGAUCGCGCGCGAGGUCGGCCAGCGCGCUGGCGGCGACGGGCUGGACGAGGCGGACGAGGCGGAAGAUGCGUUGGAAGUAGGGAACGGAGAAGGAAUGGGCAAGGACGGCGAGAAGGAAGAGAAGCCCGGCGCAGCGAUGGAAGUCGACGAGGACGACGAGGACGAGUUCGAGGAGGUCUAGUGCUCGGCCUGCCGUCUCUCCGCAUCAUGUACAAGUAAUACCCCGCAUCUCCAGUACCAUGCAUAUCUGAGUCGAC